This is a messenger RNA of Tripterygium wilfordii, 1277 nucleotides long. RefSeq lists its product as uncharacterized. The coding region runs from base 256 to 1014 and encodes 252 amino acids. Gene Ontology annotation, biological process: mRNA splicing, via spliceosome. The transcript is spliced from 5 exons. Lineage: Eukaryota; Viridiplantae; Streptophyta; Magnoliopsida; Celastrales; Celastraceae. The record is from RefSeq and is a predicted model, not a curated record. Gene Ontology annotation, cellular component: U12-type spliceosomal complex.
AUCCCCUCCAGAACCAUUCGGAGACGGAGGGAGAAAGACAGAGAGAGAGAGGAAGAGAGAGAUUCCCAUCUUUCUCUUUCCAUCCCCUCGCGCAAGGAAUCUCUAACGACAAAAGCUCCUAAACAGCUCUCCAAAAGAAGGCCAAACCCUAACCUUUAAUCGACACGAUGCGUGUCGCUCUCUCUUAGGAAUUUCUUCAUCCUUUUGAACGUAGUCUUCGUCCAUGAUUGGAUUGCAAGUGUCGGCCAUGAUAUUAUGUUGAAAAUCCAGGUGGAGGAUCUUAGCCCUAGGUUUUCGAUGGACGGCCACCGAAGCUCCGUAUCAUUGCCGUUCUCUCCGUUGAUGCUCGUCGAUGACCGUUCAAGGAAGAGUUCUUCAUAUUCUAAGCUCCCCGAGGAGCCCAUCAAGCUCUCCGUUCUCAAAUUAGAUGGCUCUAGUUUUGAUGUUGAAGUUAUGAAGACGGCUACCCUCGCGGAACUGAGAGAGGCGGUGGAGGAUGUCUUCAGUCACAUGCCGAAGAAGGGAGUGGGCAAGAUUUCAUGGCCACAUGUAUGGGGACAUUUCUGCUUGUGUUUCGAUGGUCAAAAGCUACUUACAGAAACCGACUAUAUCAGUAACUAUUGCAUCAAGGACGGUGAUCAGCUUUAUUUUAUUCGGCAUCACUCACCCUGCUACAGCAUGGUAAAAAAAAGAUCCAAGAAAAGGGUUCUUGGCCAGAAACAAAGAAAUAUGUCAUGGUUGCUACGAAAUAACCUUGAUGUUGAAGAACAGAAUGACCAGAGAGAGAGACUCGAGGAGCAAAAUCACAAUGACAUGGAAGUUGAUGACUCUGAUGAUAUUGAGAGUGGACACUCCCAGGAUUAUUAUGACAAGGAUGAAGAUUUUGUUGGAAACCAAGAACGAAAGUUAACCCACUUUUUUAGAGGGUGCUUUUCAUACUCUAGUUUGCCUAGUGUGCAAAUAUCAAGACCAGGUAAGAUUUCUCCCUCCAGAUCUGCCUGUGAUUUUUCGUGAAGAUCGUAAACAUAUGUGGUACUAGAGGCUACUCUAGAAGGGAUAAAUGAAGAGAGGACUAGUGGUCCGCGGAGCUCCAUAUACAAAUUUUCUUAGCCGUGAAUUCUAGUCACUGUCAUUGGUUUAUAUGGUUACGGUAGCUGUUUGAACUUCCCAACGCAUUUGUGUAUGUGCGUGGGAGGUAUGUGUGUGGGAGGUUGCAGGUUCUAACACUUACACUAUAAGCAAUUUGAUUUGAGGUUACUUAACCGGUUUAUGUGAUU